AUGUCGCAAACUACAACAUCCCCUGGGGUAUUUAUGUCCUUUUCCCGCUGGCUUCGACUUAAGAACUACCAGUAUGAAGUGACAUUCUCACUUUACAUGCUUACCCCCAUAGAAAAAGUGGUCUUCAACACUAUACUUCUCCUCUUCACCUCCAUGUUGGUCACUGCUGCCUACAUCUACCUUCCAGACCAUGUCCUUUCUCUAUACCGGCACAUCAACUAUUACUGGGCUGGCCAGCCUGUCGCGGAUCAAAUCGCAUCACAUGCAGCAAACAUGAAGCUCUCUGCGGCAGCGAAUGCGGUGGCCGUCUCUGGAGGAAAUGAUAUCAUGUCCACGGCUACUCGUAUCGCGGAAGCAGCCGCAGCAUCAGCCGCCGGCUUUAAGGAAUUAUGA
Molecule: messenger RNA, 393 nt
Organism: Arthroderma uncinatum
Lineage: Eukaryota; Fungi; Ascomycota; Eurotiomycetes; Onygenales; Arthrodermataceae
Exons: 2
Coding region: 1-393 (130 amino acids)
Source: RefSeq, a predicted model, not a curated record